Messenger RNA from Wallemia ichthyophaga EXF-994, 420 nucleotides. RefSeq lists its product as uncharacterized. The record is from RefSeq and is a predicted model, not a curated record. NCBI's taxonomy places the organism in Eukaryota, Fungi, Basidiomycota, Wallemiomycetes, Wallemiales, Wallemiaceae. Bases 1 to 420 code for a protein of 139 amino acids. The transcript has a single exon.
AUGGAGAAUAGAAAUAGACUUGUACAGAAGAGAACAUCGACAGAUACAAUAAAGGCUGGAAUAGGGAUGCUGGGCAACCUACGCAGCAAGUCGUCGAUGAGUAAUGUGUCUAUUGGCAGUGGCAGUGGGAGUAGUGGUAGCAGCAACUCCAGUCACUCCAGCCACCCGUAUACUCACCGAACUCGAACACACUCACACUCCCCUUCAAUCAUUUCAUUCAAAUCAUUCUCAGCGAGUUCCCAGCCAACCACUCCAACGACUCCAACGACUCCAAAUAUCCCAGUGUCAGCGAUAUCACCAAUAGACUAUCCAAAUAGACCUCCACGCCGCUCCUCUAAAGCCCACUCAACCUCCACAACGCCAGAUCCAUUCAGCGCUACGAGCCAAAGCAGCUGGUUUAGUCCAGAGUUUAAUCUCUAA